Messenger RNA from Cetraspora pellucida, 184 nucleotides. NCBI's taxonomy places the organism in Eukaryota, Fungi, Glomeromycota, Glomeromycetes, Diversisporales, Gigasporaceae. The record is from the annotation of a GenBank genome assembly.
AUGAAUCAAGAAAAGAAAACUAUCACAGAUAAUUAUCAUAUUAAUGAUUCUGAAAAAUUUUAUCUUGUUAAAAAAGCUAUUUUACUUUUAACUUAUCAAACUCAAGUCUCUCAAGUUUCUGGUAAAGAAACUUUAUCUGAUAUUUCAAAAUUGGAAAUCACAAGCAUUGAAACAGAAGAAAAUA